AUGGUCCACCUACUAGUCUUGUUACUUUCUGUGGUUUCCGGUGCCCUCUGUCAAAAGGCACCGCAAGUCCAAACCAGAAAUGGCUCUUACACUGGCAUUCAUCUGCCUUUACUCAAUCAAGACUAUUUCCUCGGCAUGCCGUUCGCGCAGCCUCCUGUUCAGGGUCACCUUCGUUUCUCGCCACCAGCUUCAUUGAAUACCUCCUGGACUGGAUCGAGAGAUGCAACUCAAUUCGGCAAUAUUUGCUACGGCUACGGUGUCUCCGAGGACUGCCUGAGCAUCAAUGUCGUUCGCCCCUCCAACUACACAGACCAAUCACUACCGGUCGCCGUGUACAUCUAUGGAGGCGGCUACUUCCAAGGUGGCAGUGCUGAUCCCCGGCUGAACUUCUCGUCAAUCAUUCGCGACUCCGUCACAGCAGAGAAGCCCAUUAUUGGUGUCAGUUUUAACUAUCGCCUUUCUGCCUUUGGGUUCCUAGGAGGAUCAGAACUUGUCGCUGCUGGAGCCGCAAACCUUGGCUUUAGGGAUCAGAGAUUGGCACUUCACUGGAACAUUGCUGCUUUUGGGGGAGAUCCUACAAAAGUAACGAUAUUUGGUAACAGCGCGGGUGCAGGUUCUGUCGGUGCUCAACUUUUGGCAUACAACGGGCGCGAUGACGGACUGUUCAGAGGUGCAAUAUCUCAGUCAGGAGCUCCUGCGGGCUUCUCGCCAUUCUCGCCGUUCCUCGAUGUUGCAAAGUGGGACGAAGUCUAUGAGAAUAUUACAGCCGAUACAGGAUGUAAUACGACAGAUACGCUUGAUUGUCUAAGGAACGUCCCAAUCGAUGUUUUGAACGCCGUGAUCAACUCGACAGCCACUUCAGGGGCUUCUUACGGUCUAGAUAAGCGUAUUCGCAACAACUUUGACAAUGCCACGUUCUAUCCCACAUCCAAGAUCGACACGGAUGAGCAGUUCAGUGACUACAUUGUGUCGCUCAAGGCUAAUGAGACGGUGGCAAGUCGGCUGUUUGAAUUAUACCCUCAAAAUGCAGCCGACCAAGCUCUAGCCACGUAUUCCGGCGACCUCGGCGCUGAACUCGGUUAUCAGUACAAGAGGGCUGUCACACUCGCGGGCGACUCUAACAUCAUUGCACCGACUCGUUACACGGCUCAGAUGUGGGCGGCCUACAACGUGCCUCUCUACAAGUAUCGAUGGGACGUCAUCGUCAGCGGUUUACCUCGCUACAUUGGCGCAACCCAUGCGAAAGAGAUAUUCUUCGUCUUCAACGACCAGAGCAGAGACGACUACGACGUCUGGCCUUUGCUUGACAAGCCUCAAUCGUUCUCUGACCUGGCUUCAAUCAUGGCAACGGCAUGGGCUAACUUUGUUGCAACGGGUGACCCGAAUAGCAAUGGAACCGUAGUCAACGGGACAAACUGGCCAUUGUACAACGAGUCCAAAAAGAAUUUCGUCUUCACUGGAAACGUCUCUAGUCAUGUUGAGGACGACGAUACACGUGAGCAGGAAAUCAGUUUUCUGUCGGGUCUCUUCUGA
Molecule: messenger RNA, 1533 nt
Organism: Colletotrichum godetiae
Lineage: Eukaryota; Fungi; Ascomycota; Sordariomycetes; Glomerellales; Glomerellaceae
Product: Alpha/Beta hydrolase protein
Exons: 8
Coding region: 1-1533 (510 amino acids)
Source: RefSeq, a predicted model, not a curated record